AUAAUUUUUGUAACAACUAAACAACACGCUAAAACUGCGAAUUUUCGCAGAUUCCAUUGCCAACUUUUUCAUUCAUCGCUUUCAUUUAUACUUCAGAACUUGAAGCCAGGGAUUACAAAACCUGGGAUCAUGCACUUUGGCAAUGGCCAUUAUCGCCGUGUAAACAGAUUUGGUCCCUAUAUUGCAGACUACAAGGAACAAUUUUUACUUGCAUGCAUAGUCCGAUCUUGGUGUGCAAAAUGUACUUCAAAUAGCAAAGCUCUCAAUGAUGACAACCUCCUGUGCUUGAGAGUUCAUACUGACACACUAAUCAAAGAGUGUGACCAUGCAAUACUUUGGGAUGAGUAUGAGAUUAUCGCCCAACUUGUAGUAAGUCUCAGUGCAUUUAUUUUACUUAAAAUGAACCUAUUCAUAUAG
This is a messenger RNA of Suillus bovinus, 417 nucleotides long. RefSeq lists its product as uncharacterized. The record is from RefSeq and is a predicted model, not a curated record. The transcript has 2 exons. The annotation marks the transcript as partial. Lineage: Eukaryota; Fungi; Basidiomycota; Agaricomycetes; Boletales; Suillaceae.